AUGAGGUGCGCGGCCCGCUCGCCCUCCUCCGAAGACUCUUCUUUACUCCAGUCCCAGAGAACCAGCUGCUCACCUCUCUCCUCUUGUUAUAAUGGGGUCAUGCUGUUCAUGGCUCAGCUCAGCAAGGCAGAGCUACAAACGUUCAAGCAGUUGUUAAUGGAUGAGCAACUCCUACCUGGCUCUGGCCACAUCACCUGGGACCAGAUGAAGAGAUACAGCUGGGCAGAAGUGGUUCACCUCCUAACACAGCACUUCCCCGGACGGCUAGCUUGGGAUGUGACUCUUGACAUCUUUCAGAAGAUGAACCAGGAAACGAUGUGCUCCCUGGUACAACAAGAGCUAAACAGCAUUCUACCUACCUUGGCACCAGAUGUCUUUAAUCCAAGAGAAACACAGCUGAGUUUGGAGAAAGAAGAAUAUGAUGAAUUGCAGACAUACAAGCUGCACGUAAUGGAAAAGAAUUGCCCCGUAUGGAACAAAUCUGUUUGGCCCGGAAACCAAAUUGACUUCUUAUACCAAGAGAUACCCAAACACAAAGAGCUCUUGUUAUGUCUGUUUCUACCCAGAAAACCUCAGGGUGGACAGCCUAAGACCGUGGUCAUAGAGGGAAGUCCCGGGAUUGGCAAAACAACUCUAGCCAGAAGGGUGAUGCUGUCAUGGGCUCGAAAUGAGUUCUACCCCCAUAAGUUCAGGUUCGCUUUCUACUUCCACUACCAAGAGCUGAAACAGGUCAAAGAGCACAGCUUCGCCGACUUGCUUGAGCUCAAGGGCCUUCAGUCUCGGGCUCUCGUGUCAAAGAUUUUGUCCAAUCCAGAUCAGCUUCUACUCCUGAUUGAUGACUUCGAGGAAGUCCCGGCUGAGCCCUUCAGAAGACCAAGACCAGAUGAUCUGAGUGAAGAAUGGGACCAGAAAUUGCCUGGGCCCACUCUCCUGAACAGCUUGAUGUGCAAAAGGAUGCUUGCAGAGGCCACGCUUCUGCUCAUGGUGAGGCCAAUCAGCUGGAUCAGGAUUAAGCCCUAUCUUCAGUGCCCCUCUUUUCUUACCCUCCCAGGGUUUAACAGGACUGAAGUGAUCAAGUAUUUCAAGAUGUACUUCAGGAACACAGGGCAGGGUGACAUCGCCCUGGAUUUUGCCAUAAGAAAUGCAAUUCUCUUCUCCAUGUGCCAGGUCCCUGUGAUAUGCUGGUUGGUGUGCUGUUGUCUGAACGAACAAAUGAAGAGGAGCAUGAAUCUCUCAAUGGCAUGUCCCAACGUGACAUCUGUGUUUAUCUGGUAUCUCUCCACCUUGCUCACAGAUAGAACUAGGAACUUUUCCAACCCAAGUGACCAAGAACAGCUAGAACGAUUAUGCAGUAUAGCUGCCCAGGGCAUGUGGGACAUGAAGUGGGUGUUUAGUAAGGAUGACUUUGAGAAAGUCAUGAUGGAUGAGGCCAGUGUCCACACCUUCCUCCAAGCACAUAUCUUUCAAAGGCUCGAAGGUCCAGAAGACCAUUACGUCUUCACCCUCUUUGUUUUCCAGGAAUUUUUUGCCGCCUUGCUUUACAUUCUCUCUUUCCCACAGAGACUCCGAAGUUUCCACUUUUUGAGCCAUAUAGAUAUCCGUUCCCUCAUCUUCCUGCCCGGAAGAAGCAAAAACUAUCUGGCUAAUAUGGCUCUCUUCUUGUUUGGCCUUUUCAACCCACUGUGUGCUUUCACCUUGGAGAGAUCCUUCCAGUGCAAGGUGACCUGGAGGAACAAGAUAAAAGUGCUAAAAAUCGCAACCCGCAUGCAUGAACAUAAACUCUCUUCUCCGUGUUGCGGGAUACCACAGUUGUGGCACUGUCUCUGUGAAAUCCGGGAGGAGGCCUUUGCAAGUCAGACACUAGCCAGUUACUGCAAAGCAGCUCUAACACUUCAGAACUACGAAGAUUUUCAGUCGUCCGCUUUCUGCCUUCUGAACUGUCAAGAGCUGAAGGAAAUGACAUUGACUCUCUCAAAGAGAUUCUUCCAGGAGUGGUGGUCUGGCUCAACAGACACCCUCCUUGCCACUGGAAUAAGAGUGACUGACAUGUCUUUUUGCUGGUGGCAAAGCAUCUGCUCUGUGUUUGGGACAAAUAAAGAUCUGGAAGUCCUGAUUGUGAGCGACAGUGCCAUGGAACCUCCAUUCAUGAAAGUCUUUUCUACUGCCCUGCAACAUCCAGAAUGCAGACUGCAAAAGUUAUAUUUGAUACGUGUGGAGCACAGUGUUUUGCAUGAAGACUUGUUCCAGGUUUUGACUGAAAACCAGCAUCUGAAACACUUGGAAAUACAUCAUACAAAAAUAGGACAGGAGGCCAUGAAGUCUCUGUGUGCAACACUGACAUCACCUAUGUGUCUCCUAGAUUGCCUGAGGCUGGAGUCAUGUGAGGUGGCCAGUCCUGAAGACUGGAUUCAUCUCGCCCGUGAUCUUCAAAGGAACAUACACCUGAGGACUCUGCUGCUGCGGGGGAACUCUCUAGAAUUGUUCGGGGUGCAUUACCUGUCAGUAAGUCACCUCAGGAAGCUCGCGCUGGAGAACUGUAACCUCACAGAGAACUCUUGCGAAAACAUCGCCUUCUCCCUCAGGCAUAGUAAGAUGCUGACCCACCUAAGCCUGGCAGAAAAUGCCUUGAAGGAUGAGGGGAUCAAGCAUAUCUGGAGAGCCUUGGAAUAUCUGAUGUGUCCCCUGAAGAGAUUGGUGCUGAGAAAAUGUGCUGUGACUUCAGCUUGCUGUCAGGAUAUGAUCUUGGCUCUCAAGAACAAUAAAAGCCUGAGCAGCCUUGACCUUAGUUUCAACAACCUGAGGAAUGAUGGCAUUAUCCUGCUCUGUGAAGCUCUGAAGAAGACUGACUCUAACUUGCAGGUCCUGGAGCUGGAGAGGUGUCUGUUCUCCUUCAUCUCCUGCAAGGCUCUGGCUUCCAUGAUCAGGAGCCACCGGAAGCUGAGAUACCUGGACUUGAGCAACAAUGACAUUGGACUUGUUGGCAUCAUGACCUUGGGCAGUGCCUACUUGGGCCAAAGCCUGGCAGAAAAGAUCAUUAUGUAA
This is a messenger RNA of Jaculus jaculus (lesser Egyptian jerboa), 3042 nucleotides long. RefSeq names its product NLR family pyrin domain containing 8 (gene Nlrp8). Lineage: Eukaryota; Metazoa; Chordata; Mammalia; Rodentia; Dipodidae. Bases 1 to 3042 code for a protein of 1013 amino acids. The record is from RefSeq and is a predicted model, not a curated record. Gene Ontology annotation, molecular function: protein binding. Gene Ontology annotation, biological process: regulation of inflammatory response. The transcript has 9 exons. Gene Ontology annotation, cellular component: cytoplasm.